This is a messenger RNA of Paramormyrops kingsleyae, 5110 nucleotides long. It is a transcript of the gene cxcr3.2, whose product is annotated as chemokine (C-X-C motif) receptor 3, tandem duplicate 2. NCBI's taxonomy places the organism in Eukaryota, Metazoa, Chordata, Actinopteri, Osteoglossiformes, Mormyridae. Gene Ontology annotation, molecular function: C-C chemokine receptor activity; C-C chemokine binding. The record is from RefSeq and is a predicted model, not a curated record. Gene Ontology annotation, cellular component: membrane; external side of plasma membrane. Gene Ontology annotation, biological process: cell chemotaxis; G protein-coupled receptor signaling pathway; positive regulation of cytosolic calcium ion concentration.
UACCAUCUUGCUGGCUUUGAUGCAAGACAUGCUUUUGCAUGACAGAUUCUCAUCAGAAAGAAGUAAGAAAUAACCAUACAAAUCGCAAAAGAAAAGUCUAAACAGCAAAAUCCCGAAACCAUGACAGCUUGCUGGGUUCUGCAGAUUGAUUAAACACCGAUAAUAUUGUGUUAUCUGUUCCUCACUUGUUUAAUAAAAUCUGUUGAUUACAAACCAAUAUUUAUGACUAUAGACACAGUGGUUGUGGAGGGGGUGUAUGGUUUCUUCUUGCUGUCUAACUUCCUUAUUUUAGUACCCUGUUGAGCUGACAAAGAGCAUAGAGUUUGUCUGGCAAGACACAUCACUUUGCAGCUAUAGUGUUGUGCGAGACCUCCUGCCAAAAUGGCUGAGCAGCAGCUCUCCACGAUGACCCCGGAGUACUAUGAUGAGGACGACGAUUACCUAAACAUGACAGAUGAUCACACAUCAUCUUAUGCCACACCUUGCAGCUACCAGAUCACGUUUGAGUUUGCAGAGACCUUCAUUCCAGUGGUCUUCAUCCUGGUCUUCGUCAUAGCAGUGGUGGGCAAUGUGCUAGUGCUGUGCGUAGUGCGGCGCUACCGGCGGUCUCGUGAAGGUCCCUGUUCAUACUCUCUCACUGACACCUUCCUGUUGCAUCUGGCAGUGUCAGACUUCCUGCUCGCCAUGACACUUCCCUUCUAUGCUAUUCAGUGGGCAAAGGGGUGGGUGUUCGGAGUAAUGGGCUGCAAGAUGAUCAGCGCCAUCUUCUCUGUCAACCUCUACAGUGGAAUCCUGCUCCUGGCAUGCAUCAGCUUCGACCGCUACCUGGCUAUCGUGCAUGUGGUAACUGCAGGGUGGCACCGCCGGAGCUGCCAUGCCCAGAUGGCUUGUGCUGUGGUGUGGACAGCUUGCCUUGGAUUAGCUUGCGUGGAUGUCACAUACCAGACUGUCAUUCCACUGAAACACUCGAAUCGUCAAGUCUGUUACCUCGUUUUCCCUGAGAAGACAAAUUGGCACGUGGUGCUGCCAAUGGUCAACCUGAUCUUAGGCUUUGGGCUCCCCCUGCUGGUCAUGCUGUACUGUUACAUCAGGAUCUUCCGCUCCUUGUGUCAUGCAAGUCGUUGGCAGAAGCGCAAGUCAAUGCGUCUCAUCAUCUCUUUGGUCUCCAUCUUCCUGCUCUGCUGGGCUCCUUACAAUGGAUUCCGGCUCAUUGAAUACUUGAAUCGCUUGAACCUGUUUCAACUGGGAUGUGAAAUGAAUAAGGCGCUGGACAUUGGGACCAUGAUAUCCGAGAGCUUGGGACUUACACACUGUGCCUUCAAUCCCCUGCUUUAUGGAUUCGUGGGGGUGAAGUUCCGAAAGGAACUGCUGAUCAUGUGGAAGGGGCUUCUGUGCUCUCUGGGCUACCAAGGUCUGGAAGGAUGGGGGAUGAACCAGCAGAGACGCAGAAGAUCUGGUACCCUCAGCACAGAUAGCGAAAACACGUCCUACUUCUCUGUCAUCAUGUAAUUCUGCGAUUCAUAUCUGAGAAAGGAUGGAGGUCUGACAAGACAAAGAGCAACAAACAUAGAACAGGGAACAAAGCUAUGGAAUGCAGAAGUGAAAAAGCAAGAAACACCUAGGACAGCAAAAUAAAAAAAACAGCAAAAAGACAUCUAAAAAAAUUUCUAAAUUCCCACAAAAAUGCAGAGCAAAGGGAAAAAUGCAGAGUAGUGCAGAGGAAAAAAAACAUCUGCAUUACUUUUUCAUUUUUGCAGGAUAUUGAAUUGUAGCAAGUACUUCUCAGGUUAAAUAAUUUUUUACGGAUCUAGUAUCGGCAUUUAAUAGUAUUGUAUAUUGCAUCAGGCCAUGAAAUAUGUAGCAGCAUCCAGCUGGUGUCAAAAACACCACUGGUCUCCUGAAGGAUUCAUUCACGCUCUGCUCGUUCGGCCCUCCUGUGUGCCAAUCCCCCCUCGUUAACCUCAUGUGAAAUCCCUGCGUUUACCAGCUGUUCCUUGUUUCUGUCAUUAGUUCUGUGUAUUUCAGUCCGCAUUCGAGUAUGUUUCCCCAGUCCUGUCAUUGAAGUCAUUGCUGUUUUUGUGCCUCACUUUGUUGUUUUCCUUAAUAAACCUCUCCUUCUGUAUUCUCCGUCUUCCCGCUCCUGAUUCCCCGGUCCGUGCUCACCUUCGCUCACGACAUCAUGCUUGCAGCUUAUAUUUUUGGUGCUGUAUCAUUCUCAUGGUGAUGACAGCCUUUGACAGACAACAAAAUUUACAUUUACUGGACUUCCAAUCAGUGGCCAUUCACUGUAAAUGGGAAACAGGCUGUGGUUUACUGUGACUGUUUAUUGUGACAGUUUAUUGUUGACAACAGUAACUGCAAUUAUUGUUAUUGGGAAUACCAACAAUGUUGUAUUUAGACAUCACGCAUAAAUGUAAAGGGAAUCAUGGUGUGUAAUGCCUUUUAGCUAUAAAUACAUUGCUUGACUAAGAUUUCCAGUCCCAGAAGUGUAUAAUAAUUUCAGCUAUGUGACCAUUGUAUUCUGCGAUUCUAGAGGCGCUGUUUCAUGUGUUGUUGGGAAUAUUGUUGAUUUAUAUUCAUGUUAACAACAUCAUAAUGUUCUUUUACAGUACUUCACCAUAGUCCUGGUAUGUGCAGGCUUUUCAGGACUUUUUAGGCUUAAGCAGCCUUAGUCCUGAAAUAGAAGGCAUACAUUUUUGUAUACUAGGGCUAAACGAUUUGGGGAAAAUAUCUACUCACGAUUUUUACAACAGAUUUUUUAAAAGUUAAGCUUCAGUUCAAUAUUCAGUGUGUAAUAUAUUUAAACCAUAUGACACAGCAUUACGAUGAGAUACCAUCAAAAUAUUAAUUGGUCUAUAUUUUAAUGUAAGGAUGAGAACUUUUAUUAAAUACGUCAUUCCGGAACAGUUUCUAAACAAACCAAACUUUUUAUAUUGUCAAAUAUAAAAAUGUAGAACUACUCUCACAACAGUUUUAAACCCUGGGUCACACAUGGCAUAUAAUGCAUAAACUAAAAUCGCAGCCUUUGUGAUUUACUAAUCACAUUGUUUCAAAUCAUGAUUUCAAUUUGAAAUAAAUUAUUCAGUCCUAUUGUAUACAUUGAAGUCCAGCAUCUCAUGCAGAACACCAACCAAAGAUUUUAAGUGGCUGACAUAAAAGGAGCUUUAAUAUUAACUCAAAAAAGGACAGGAAAUAAGAGCAACAAGGGGUCUACACAAAGACCAGUGAAACACAAUGGGAUUAACAAAAGCACAUAUGCAAGGUAAGAGCACACAGAAUCAACAUAUUAACCAUGAAAAAAAGCACACAGCAAAUACAAAGAUCAACAAGAGAAAAAGGAAAGUGCAUGCACCUAUAUACACUGCAUGGUUAACUAUAGAGCUGAAUGAUAGACAGGUGUAAGCUAUCACUGUCAUUAACAAUCACUUCAAAACUGAAAUGGGGUGGUCAGCAACACCUACUGACCAAACAGGGAAAUGAAGAGCAGAACGGGCAGGGCAGGGCCCAAUACUUACAUUAUCAUCAAGCUAGAUUGUAUGGAUUGUAAUGGUAUAUUAAGGCAAAAGAUUAAUCUGUUCAAAAGACUUUGAAAAUUUUCUAAUUGAAUUCCUUAGCAUGGAGCACUGUAUGCAUUUUCUGUAACGUAAUUAGACCUAUUCUAACUUUUUCAAGGCAUCAUCAUUUACUUUUGUCAUUCCGUGAUCUUUGUAUUUCUUAGUGUUGUCAGAGAAGUCAUGGCAGGAAAGAACAAUAUAAAAUUUUAAUAAAUCAAUUUUAAAAUCAACAUUCGGAAAAUAUGGAGGUGACUUCCAGAAUUUCUGAGCUCCAAAACAUGCCAAUGUUGGGUCUUAUUACCACGUUUCUUCAUUUUAUUAAAUUUUAUUGAUUUAUCUCAAUUUUACAUUUUUUUGCAGUAUAUAUAAAGGCAUAUUCCAGAUAAAUAAAUGUUUGAAAAUAACACUAUUGUCACGCCCGGCUCGUACAAUCCUAGUGUGUGCCACGCCCCCCUCGCUACCUCGUGUUACUUCCAGAUUGUAAUCACUUGUUGCUUGUUAAGUUCAGCCUGUCUUGUGUAUUUACUUAGUCCGCGUCUAAGUCAGUAUCCCCCAGAUCUGUCAUUGUUUAAUGUCAUGUGCAGUGGUGAGGUUUACUGUUCGUUGCUGUCUGCCCUGAAUAAACCCCCAUGUUAUUGUAUUAUAGAAUAGGUCUAUAUCUCCUCUAAACCUAGCUGCUCCUUUUCACCAUCUUCCCUCUCAGACUGUCUAAUGGAGAUUAAAUCAUGGUUCUCCUCUAACUUUCUCAAACUCAAUAGCAAUAAAACUGAAACUCUACUCGUGGUACAACUUCCACUCUAUCCAAUUCCCAUAGUUUUUCCAUCAAUAUUGAUAAUUCUGCUAUACACCCCUCCACCCAGGUUAAGAGUCUGGGCGUCAUCCUAGAUAGUACUCUUUCAUUUCAGUCACACAUUAGUCAUAUCACCCGGUCUGCAUACUUCCAUCUGCGCAACAUAAACCGACUCCGCCCCUUCCUCACUCCCCAUGCUGCUGCCAUCCUUGUUCAUAGCCUCGUCACAUCUAGGAUUGAUUAUUGUAACUCUCUUCUCUUUGGUCUCCCUAACAAGUCCCUCUGUAAACUCCAAAUCCUUCAGAAUGCUGCAGCUCGGGUAGUAACUCGUACCCCCUCCAGGGAACAUAUCACCCCAGUCCUUCAACAGCUUCACUGGUUGCCCAUAGAAACUAGAAUAGUAUUCAAAAUUCUAGUUCUCACUUUCAAAUGCAUUUACAAGCUUGCCCCUCGCUAUCUGUCUGCCCUGCUUCACAUUGCCACCCCAUCCCGAACUCUCAGAUCUUCAUCUUCCACCCAUCUUAUUGUUCCAUCUGCCCGCCUUAUCACCAUGGGACACAGAGCUUUUACUUGCUCUGCUCCCCGUCUUUAGAAUUCUCUUCACUUGUUUAGGUCAAACCUCAAAACUAAUCUGUUUAAGUUGGCUUAUUUGCUUUAGACCUAUUGUUGUCUGAUUAUGUAAAUAACUUUUUUAAUUAUUUGUUUUAUUGUUUGUUUUUUAUGGACUAUGUAAGGUGACCUUGGGUUUUAGAAAAGCACCCACAAA